This is a messenger RNA of Microsporum canis CBS 113480, 1107 nucleotides long. Its product is annotated as exosome complex exonuclease RRP4. Gene Ontology annotation, biological process: CUT catabolic process; TRAMP-dependent tRNA surveillance pathway; nuclear polyadenylation-dependent rRNA catabolic process. Gene Ontology annotation, molecular function: RNA binding. NCBI's taxonomy places the organism in Eukaryota, Fungi, Ascomycota, Eurotiomycetes, Onygenales, Arthrodermataceae. The record is from RefSeq and is a predicted model, not a curated record. The transcript is spliced from 2 exons. Bases 1 to 1107 code for a protein of 368 amino acids. Gene Ontology annotation, cellular component: nuclear exosome (RNase complex); cytoplasmic exosome (RNase complex).
AUGGCGAUCACAAUCCUACCACCGACGUUCGACGACUAUCGAAAUGCGUCCGAAGAUGAACUUCAAGACUCGGAUGAAGAGAUGGACAUGGGUGAUAAUAGGAGACCAGCAAAGAGGGCCCGUCUAUCCCGCAUAAAAGAUACAAUUGUCACCCCUGGAGAAAUAAUCACAGAUGACCCGCAAUGGAUGAGAGGCCACGGAACUUUCACACCUGCAGCACCAGCAACAACUAAUAUAAUAGCUACUGUAGCCGGCACAGUUCUAAAGACGAAUAAGCUCCUCUCAGUCUACCCUCUACGUGCGCGCUAUACCCCUGAAAUUGGUGAUUUAGUCGUGGGCCGAAUAGUAGAAGUCCAGUCGAAGCGAUGGAAGGUUGAUGUAUCUGCCCCAUUACUGGCUCAGCUACCUCUUUCUGCCAUCAACUUACCGGGUGGGAUCCUACGUAAGCGUACGGCUGCGGACGAGCUGCAGAUUCGCUCUUUUUUCAACGAAGGUGAUCUGGUGGUAGCAGAAGUACAGAGCGUGCAUGGAGAUGGUGCCGCCUCGCUACAUACAAGAUCAUUAAAGUAUGGGAAACUACGGAAUGGCUUGUUUUUGGCGGUUAGUGGUAUGGGGGGUGGGAGUGGGACUGUCAGAGGUACGGGUGUAGUGAGGUCGAGGAGACAGGUAUGGACUAUCGAAACGGCGUAUGGCGGACCAAUCGACGUUAUUCUCGGGGUGAAUGGAUAUAUCUGGAUUUCCAAGCAUAUCCGUGAUCCCUCACAAGAAGACGGGAGCAACCCGAGGUCGAAGCAGGUGUCGUUCACCCGGCUGGAGGAUAUGGUCAACGCAUCGAUGUAUUCGAGUCAAAAUGACCGUAUAUCACUUGCUACAAGGAAGGAAAUUACAAGAGUAGCUGGAUGUAUCCGUGUGCUGGUCGAAGGAGGAGUCAAAGUCGACCAAGAUACCGUUAUGAAGGCAUAUGAAGCCAGCUUGGUCCUGGAUGACGAGGAGGAGGACAGCGACAUGGAGGGAGAUGACGGCCAAACAAAGACUCGUAGGGAGGGUCGAUAUUACCUGGGCGGCGAGAAGGCAAGUAGACUUAUAGCUACUGUUCUGAGCCGAUAG